Molecule: messenger RNA, 1341 nt
Organism: Fibroporia radiculosa
Lineage: Eukaryota; Fungi; Basidiomycota; Agaricomycetes; Polyporales; Fibroporiaceae
Exons: 3
Coding region: 1-1341 (446 amino acids)
Source: RefSeq, a predicted model, not a curated record
AUGUCUUCAUACUCAGCCUGCCCAUGGGAGACCCUCCCCGCCGAGAUGAAGCUGUCCGUCGUCGAUCUCCUUGAUUUCGGCGACAUACGCUCCUUGGCCUUGACAAAUCGCCAGUCCUACUCCCUCAGUGUCCCCUCCCUCUUCAGACACGUGAAAAUACCCAGCCUCGAGGCUCUGCAGACCUAUCUGUCAGCUGUCCCCAGCUCCUACAACCAAUACAUCCGCAAACUCUCCAUCUGCACCAAAUCCACCGGCAACCAGGAGCGCCUCGCCUCCGAUGCCCUGUCCACCCUCCUCGCCCAGUGUUCCCAGGUGGAACAGUUGACGCUCAGCUUGGCGACCUCCCUGUCCAAGUCCAUCAUCCCAUCUUUCGCCCACCUAUCUUCUCUGACGGACCUCACCAUCGAUCACUGCGGAGAUGAAAACAUCUUGUUGAGCGAGCGUUUAGUCGUCUCAAUUGCCGCCUCUGUGCCCAAUCUCUCGCGGCUCUCGCUUGACCGCAUCACCCGCUCGGCCUGUCAUGCCCCCGAACUCGUUGGAGCCUAUCCUUUCAUCCCGGUCGUCGGAGGAGACCAAGACAUCCCCGACCACCCCCUCCUGGGUAUAGAACUCCGACUCCCGUCUCUUCUCCGCCUCCCCACCCUCAAGAAACUCCGCAUCCGCGAUUCCCACCUCGGCGACCCUCUAUGGUCCUGCACCCCCGUCCACUGUUCCCUCGAGGUCCUCGACUUGGGCAGCUGCUAUCACGAGUCUCUCGAGUUCAACCGCGACUGCACCGAACGCAUCAUGGCCAAUGUCGGCCACACCGUCGGCGAGUGCGCCCUGAACACCGCCCUCUCGCCGCGGACGUUUGAGUACGCCAAACACAAGGAAACGCCCUUGAAACGCCUGCGCAAGGUUCAUCUCACACCCCUCUUCCCUGUUGACAACGUGGUCGACACUCUGACCACGCUGUCUGGAUCACCCAUCGAAGAACUUGCAGUGCAGUGCCACGAGGACGACGUCCUUGACAUGUGCUCCGCCCUAGAAGACUUCCUCAACUUGCGUGCCGAGCGCGGAGAACAGGUUCUCUACCAGAACUUGGCCGAGAUCACCGUCAAGACCGUGAGCGACUUGGCCGAUGGGCUGUAUGGGCCCUUCGGUAUAGAUGCAAAGUCACCCUCGACGAGCGUCCUUCUUGCUGAGCACGCGGAAGCUGUGCAACGCCUGCAAGAAUUCCUGCGUGACCUUCGUGCGCAAGGCGAAGCCUCUACUCCAAAGACUUUCUGCCCUUCGAAUGACACUGCUGUGGAGCCCACGAGCGAUAAACACGGGCUGUCACCGGCUGACACGUCACUGUAG